AUGGAGACAAACCUCUCCGCUUCUCAUCAGAAGAAGCAGCACCAGCAAAGCAGCCGCAGCAGCUUCCCGCAACCCCGGCGAGACACCGUCAUCGUGGAUAUCGCCUCGCUUCUCAGGGGUUCCGACUCAAAUGAGUCCUCCGCGACUCGAACCCAGCAGCCUUUGUCUUCAUCGAUCUCGGUUUCCGCGCCGGUGACGUCGCCACCUAUUGGCCCAACACCUCCGGCUCCAUUGCCAACAACAUUGGCAACAAAAGUCUCGACGGUCAUAACAUCCACAUCAGCGCCAGCACCAGCUGAAACAGCUGCCAGAGACCUGGCAAGUUCGUCUUCUGGUCUCAUUGCUGGGGGAACGAUCGCCAAAGUGAGAGGGCACAGCACCUCAGCCGGCGGGGCUGCUGGGCAGCAGCCGGUUUCGAGUUCGCGGGGAGUGACAACAACAGUAACUAGUACAACGGUGCCGACGGUAACGACAACAACGACGACGUCAUCAUCAUCAUCAUCACGUAGUGCGGGGGGGACCGGAGGCAGCAAGCGCAGCAUGCCUCCUCACACGUCCGAGUCACCGGCCAAGAAGCAGAGCAAGUGGUCCCCGGAGGAAGAUGCUCUCAUCAUUGAACUACGGGGCAGUGGUAUGAAAUGGGAUGAUAUCUCUAAGCGUCUGCCGGGCCGCAGCUCUAUCAGCUGUCGAUUGCAUUACCAAAACUACUUGGAAAGGCGUAGUGAAUGGGACGAGGAGCGCAAGAACAAGCUUGCCCGGCUUUACGAGAGGUUCAAGCCAGAAAUGUGGGCAAAAGUCGCUGAAGAAAUGCAGGUCCCCUGGCGUGCCGCCGAGGCAAUGCACUGGCAACUAGCGAGUCUCAAGGCUCUCGCCGCAUUUCCCCUUCCCGGCCGGGCCAUGGUCACCAUCAUGGCCACGCACAUUCCCAUUCGCAAGGUAGCUUACCUCGCGACCUAUCCGGUUUCUCGUCUACGAGAUACGGUGGACCACAUGGUCAAGGUCUCAGCGGUGCUAUGGCUGGGGCAGCCCAGGCACCAGGCAACCCCGCAGCCACAAGUACACGCACGACAAGCCCUCUUAGCAGAACAGCAAACGCUAGUCCAGGAGGGACAAUCGGAGCAGCCCCAGGGCCGUUACUCCCUGCGCUGUCUCCCUACCCGCCGCAGCCUCUCCAACCCCCUACUAUGCAGCCCCCUCCUCCCCUUCCAGCUCCAAUCCAGUCUCCACGGCGACAACAGCAACAAGAAAGAGACCAACAAGACCAAGGGAAGGAACAAAGACAUGUCCCAACGACCACGCUCCCGCCCCCAGCACCAGCAGCAUUUGAGCCAAGCUUUGAGCCUGCCAAGCGGAGAGCAAGCCCUGCAGAGGAUGCCCUUGACAUCGGGGCCCGGGAGACAACAAGGCGAAGACAGAACCAUCAAUCGUACCACUACCCCUCUCACCAAUCUGAUGGCCCGUCUGGAGGGUAUACCUCACCAUAUUUCACAGACAGGCAUGGAGCAGGAGUGGGGCUGA
This is a messenger RNA of Thermochaetoides thermophila DSM 1495, 1518 nucleotides long. RefSeq lists its product as uncharacterized. Gene Ontology annotation, molecular function: DNA-binding transcription factor activity, RNA polymerase II-specific; RNA polymerase II cis-regulatory region sequence-specific DNA binding. Gene Ontology annotation, biological process: regulation of DNA-templated transcription. The record is from RefSeq and is a predicted model, not a curated record. Bases 1 to 1518 code for a protein of 505 amino acids. Gene Ontology annotation, cellular component: nucleus. The transcript has 5 exons. Lineage: Eukaryota; Fungi; Ascomycota; Sordariomycetes; Sordariales; Chaetomiaceae.